Pangasianodon hypophthalmus (striped catfish) is the source of this 1791-nucleotide messenger RNA. It is a transcript of the gene ebna1bp2, whose product is annotated as EBNA1 binding protein 2. The transcript has 9 exons. The record is from RefSeq and is a predicted model, not a curated record. Bases 113 to 1045 code for a protein of 310 amino acids. Gene Ontology annotation, biological process: ribosomal large subunit biogenesis; rRNA processing. Lineage: Eukaryota; Metazoa; Chordata; Actinopteri; Siluriformes; Pangasiidae. Gene Ontology annotation, cellular component: preribosome, large subunit precursor; nucleolus; nuclear periphery.
GCUACCCGGACUUUUUUGCGCGUGCACAAAGUCGUUCAGCAAGCCACGACUAGGAAACGCACGUGAGAGCUUAAAAAACCUUUAUAAUAAUUUAUUUUACUGUUUGUUCAAGAUGUCGGAUGUAGAAGAGGAUUCUCAGAUGGGAGCAGAAUCUGAAGAGGAGGAUUAUGAUCUGUCAGAUGGAGAGCUUCAAGAGGCUUUCUCCAAAGGACUCCUCAAACCCGGCAUGAACAUUCCUUUAGAAGAACCUAAACGAGCCAUGAACAACGUGGAGGGUUUGAAGAAAUGCCUGGCGGAGUUUAAGAAGAAUCUGGCCUGGGUGGAGAGGCUGGACCUCACCACUCCGCCUGCUGACGACAUCGUGGCUAAAGCGGAGGGGAGGGCGGAGCCAAGCCAGGACGGAGACGAGAUCAACGCAGACGACGACUUUCAGAGGGAGAUGUACUUUUAUCGACAGGCCCAGGCGACUGUUCUCGAGGCGCUGCCCAAGUUACAGAAGUCACAGAUUCCUACCAAACGGCCGGACGAUUACUUUGCGGAGAUGGCCAAAUCAGAUCAGCACAUGCAGAAGAUCAGGAAGAAGCUGAUCCAGAAGCAGAUGGCGAUGGAGAAAUCUGAGAAAGCCAAGAAGCUGAGAGAACAGAGGAAGUACGGCAAGAAGGUCCAGGUCGAGGUUCUGCAGAAGAGGCAGAAGGAGAAGAAGUCCAUGAUGAUGGCAGUGAAGAAAUAUCAGAAAGGUAUGACUGACAAGCUGGACUUCCUGGAAGGAGAUGGUGAGGGGAAGAAAGCAGCAGCAGCAGCACCGUCCAAACCACACAUUAACAAGAAAGGCCCUAACGCUAAGAGGAAGUACAAGGACUCGAAGUUUGGGUUCGGCGGCAAAAAGAAAGGCUCCAAGUGGAACACGAAGGAGAGCCACAACGACGUGUCGGGAUUCCGGGCCAAAGUCGCUCACGGCAAAGUAGGCAAGAAGUUCAGCAAAGGAGGAAAGAAGAAUAAGCGGCCAGGAAAAGAAGCACGGCGUAAGAUGAAGGCGCGGAAAUGAGACGCGACUGUGAUUAACAUCUUUAACAUGGAGAUCUGACUGGACUUACAUGAACUUCAGUGGACCUCCAUGUUGGCACGAGUUGCUCCACACACACACACACACACACACAUAGUGGAAGCUUGGUGUAGUGUGUGUGUGUGCUGUUUUUGAGGAGGACUUUAAGGAGUGACUCGUAGUGAUUCUUACUGAUGGAUCACAUCAGUAACAUCACAUCUUAUGUCACAUCUUAUGUUGUUGCUUUCCUUUAUGAUUUGUGAGUUAUGUGUUGACUGGAUAAAUUUGCCAUUUUGUUGGUUGGAUAUUUUUUUUAUCCAGGAUUUUUGUAAUGCACCACUGUUCAACUGUUCCAAGUGCCAAAGUUUGUGUGGAUUUACACUCAUUUUUCCCCGAACAUGGCGGCUCGGUGGCGAAUCAGAACCAAGGACUCACCGAUUCUGUGUCGUAGCUUUACCUGUGGCAGUAGGAAGUUUUUCUCUGGUGACCAGUGAUAGGCACAAGAAAUAAACAAAAUUUAAAAAAAAAAGUUUAUGUGAAAUGAGUCACAUCUUAUUUAAUUGAUUUGAUCAUUUGGCUCGGCUCACUAAUAAGAGUGGACGCCUUUGGCUCCCAGACGAAUUAUUGUCUUUUGUUUUUUUUUUUCCAAAACCAAUAUUGCAACCUGUAAUUAUUAUUCCUUCUCUAGCUGUAGCUGGAAUUAUUUCAUUAUGUCUUACUCUACUUUCUAAUAAAAAAAAUAAACAAUU